AUGGUGUGUUUUUUUUUGUUGCGAGAGAAAAUUUUAAUCUAUAACAACCUGAUAGAAGAUAAUGAAGAGAUCACCAAUGAUGGGACUGAAGUGGUACUCAACCCCACCCAAGAUACCAUUGAACAAAUGUUGGAAGCUCAAAAGGACACAUCAAAAAAAUGGGGGCCAGUGCAAGUGCAAAGAAGAAGUACCAGAGUUGAUGUAGGAGGGAAAACCAUGUUGGAGAUAGCUGUCAACAAGAAGAAGAUCCAGAACCUGGAGAAGGAGAAGGACACUUAUCAAGAUCCAUUUAACCCUCAAGAGGUGGAUGAUCCUUUUCAAGUACCCACAGCUGGAAAACCUGAAACUCAUCUUGCAGAAGAUAGCAUCGAUACUCACUUCCCCUUUCCUGCUGACUAUGGGGUGACUGAUGGCAUGGACACUGAAGGUGUCCUGAGCCAAGGUUCUCUCACAAAAAUGUCGUUGUGGAUAGGAGGAGUGAGCUCCGGUAAGCUGUCGCAAGGGCACUACUCGCCUCCUAGGAGCCCUGGGAGGAGCUUCAAGACCAUGUCUUCACUCAGUCCCAUCACGCCGCUGGAGCUGCCGCUGUCUUCGAUCCAAGCAAUCAAGCGAAUCAAGAGUGGUGAGUACCACAAAGCAAUGGAGAUGGAAGCGCUGAGGAGCAGCAUUGGGGUGGUGCUGGGGCUUUAGAUGCUGGUCACUAUUCAGGGCUGGAGUACGGAAAGACCCCGGCUUGAACUUUCGUUGAUCUUAGUUUGGAAAGGAUACGUGGUCUGUAAUAACUGCACUUGGGGCAGUUGGCUUGCCGGUUCUCUAGUUUCUAUUUCUUGGUUUGGUAAACUUGGAGUCAUGUAACAGAUUCUGCUCUGGUUUCGUUUUGAAUGAAAAAUGGAACCAGGGGGGGUGU
Molecule: messenger RNA, 907 nt
Organism: Triticum dicoccoides
Lineage: Eukaryota; Viridiplantae; Streptophyta; Magnoliopsida; Poales; Poaceae
Exons: 2
Coding region: 1-690 (229 amino acids)
Source: RefSeq, a predicted model, not a curated record